Molecule: messenger RNA, 1008 nt
Organism: Paramecium primaurelia
Lineage: Eukaryota; Ciliophora; Oligohymenophorea; Peniculida; Parameciidae
Source: the annotation of a GenBank genome assembly
AUGAAAAAACAAGAGGAUGAUUUUAUUAAGAGAAUGAAAUUAUAUGAAAAUAAAUUCAUUUUUUUAACAGAACAAUGCAAAGUAGUAAUAAAAGAAACAGAUUCCUAAUUCGAAUAAUAAAUUAAUUUUCCAAAUCCAGUAUAUGAUGCAAUAUGUUAUAAUGAUUUGCUAAUAACAUCAAUAAGAAAUAUGCCUGUAAUGAUAUAGAAAUAAAAUAAGAUAGAUUGUUAUUUAUCAGAAAGAAGAUGGAGAAUGGAAACAAUAAAUGAGAUUACAUGAUAUCAAACCCAAUUCUGAAUUAUUUUUAGCUCCAUUAGAUCUGAAGAGACUAACUGUAAGAAUUAUCAUUAUAAUAAUUUAGGAAAGUAACAAUGUAAUUGGAUGUGGAAAAGGGUUCUUGCAUGAAUAUGAUUUAUAGAAAUUUUCGAUCAUAAAUUACAAAUGCAUUAAAAAUUAUGAAUAUAUUUCAUGUUUAGAUAGUUGUGAAUAAAAUGAAAAUUAUGGGAUAGCAAAAAAUAUUUUAUUAUUGGGUUAAUUCAAUAAAAUUAUUAAAAUUGUUGAUACUUUAUAAGAUAAACAAAUUGGUGAAGCAAAAGUUCACAUCGGAGGAAUAACCCAUUUGAAAUUUGAUAAGUUGGAUUCAUUAUAUUUUUAUUCUUGUGCUAGAUUUGAUGAUUACAUUUACUAAUGGGUAUUUUACACUAAUAAAUUAAGGAUUUGAGAAAUACGAGUACAUUUUUAUAAUAUUUUGAGAGAAAAAAUCAGACAAAUUAAAGAAUGAAUUUUGAUAUAAAUCAUAAAAGAGAAUUGUUAGUGGGGAAUGAUGAUGGAACUGCUUAUGUUUAUAAAAAUGAUUUGAAAAAAGUUGAAUUUUUAAUUUCAAAUUCAUGUGUCCAUUCUAGUAUCAUUUAGGAUGACGGGAAAUGUUAUGUUAGUUUUGGAUAAAGAAAUUUUGAUGAGAGCAAAACUUUUCAAACAGGGAUAUAAAACUUCACAAUCAACUAAUGA